AGCUCUGAUACCUAGCUUAACAUCGAACAAUACUCAAGUGAGCAUCGCAAGUUGGAUCUUGUAAUUAUUGGCAACGGUGCGAAAAAGACCGUCAGCUCUCCGUAUUACGUCAGGAUAAUAGCAUCAGUGAAUUGCUUCUGUAGAAAGGCCUUGAGAACGCGCAUUUCUUCCAACGUCCACUAAAGCAGAUUGGACGUGUGAGAAACAUUCAUCUCUGAUCUCUGGAAGUGAAGACCUAAAAUAUCUACACGUAACCCACCUACCUGGCUCGAGCUGAACACAAAUCGAACAGUUUUUGCACCAUCUGGUUUUGGUAUUGGUCAAGAAGGGUCAUCAGUCGGUCAUUCUCGAGAUGUCGCGUGCUUUAGUACUUCUCUUGAUAUCAUCGUUUGUUUGGAAAGGUUGUAUGUCCGUGAUGUGCUACUGGUGCAGUGGUGUGGGGGACGACAGGGAGUGUGAGACUCGACCCUAUGCAGUCCGUACCGGGCCCGUCUACCUCAACUGCAGGGCCAACUUCUGUCUGUCCGCGAAGGUCAUCGAUGCAGAAACUGGUCGAGUGAAGUCGUUUGCCAGACUCUGUGACAACGUUCCUCGUGGGAACCUCUGCAUCCAGGAUUCCAAACUCAUCACAUGUUACGAGUCGUGCACAACUGACCUGUGUAACAGCGGGAACCCCAGCCCCAUCCACCUCCCAACCGUCAGCUACGCCGGGGAGGAAAUACCCCCACGGGACUACAAGGGUGGGUACGCACCAAUUCAAAACUACGACACUCUCGGAAGACCAUACAAGAGCCAUAGCUUUAAAGGGGCAAGCAAUAUCAAGUCCGGGCCAAGACGAGAAAUGUGGCUCGCAACAAAACGUCAAGGAUUCUUCAGCACCCAGGCAAGGAAAUUCCCCUUCAUUGUUACCCCGACUCCUCUAAAAGCUGCAAAUGUAAAGAAGGGAAACUCGAACACCGAGAUGCUGAAACUUGGCAUGCAGAAGAAAGCUAAUGGGUCACGUCUUGAGGCUGUGGGUGAAAACAGGAAAAUGAUGGUUAGUAAAGACUUGAAUGCUAUCCAGGCCAACACUAGACCCGAGUUGGCUGUCAACCAUAUUACAUCGAACCCUGGUAAUAAAUUCACUUCUGUGGCAGACCAGAUGAAGACAAGUAUCUCUGUACAGAACAAGAACGACUUUGAUGUUUCGGGUAUAUCUUUGACAGAAAUGGCUGCUGCUGAGAAGGUAUUCGUUGCUGAUUACUCUCAAGACGAUGGGUCUGAGACGAAGAAGGAUGAAGAAAAAGUUGUAGAUUACACUGUAAGUGAGACUGAGGAGGAAAGCAUGCCAAGCAAGGAGGCUAACGAUUACGUCGCAAGUAUUGAUCUUGCUCUUGCAGAAACUAAACAUGAAGAGAUGUUGACGAAAGAAAGUAUCAGAAAAAACUACGAACAUGGUCUGAAUCCGAACUAUGAUAACACUAAAGAUUACGAGGCUGAGAGGAAGGAACAAAACGAUGCCCGUUUCCUUGACGACGAUGACUCUGAACCUUUGUAUGAAGAGGAGUUUGAGGUGGAUCCUUUUGGCGAAAUUGGACGAGGAUCUGACGGGGUGGUGAUCUGGCCCAGAAGUGCUAUUGAGGAAGAACUUGAGCGAGAGGAAUUGAGAGAAGACGAAGUACCAAUGUCCAAUAUGAUCGUAGAGGAAGAUAGAGAAGAGGGUCUCAUCCAAACGUUCAGGGCCAACACGACCAAGACAACCCAGGACGCUGAUAAAGUUGCUGCAGCAAAAGCUAAGGUUAAUGAAUCAAAGCCUAAAGUUAAUAGUACUUCACAAAAUGAUGGUGUUGCUUUGGAAGAAGGUAGUCAGGGCAAGAAGGGAGGCAAAACGGAGGCUCCUCGCGUUACUAGCAAUGAUGUAGAUCACAGUAAGAAGAGUACUCAGAAGGACGUUUCUAUGGGCCUUGACAACAUCAUACAGCAAAUCAAAGAUUUAAAAACCACAGGAAAGAAAACGGAAACUACCAAAUCCGUACAUGUCACAAAAUCAACGACAACAACAUCAACAAAACUGUCAAAACCAGAAUAUAAACAAACAACGACUGUUAUGAAACGAAAUAUUACAAUUCCAUUGACCCACUCGGGAACUCGACAAACCACCCUCCCGUACAUCUGGCGCGACAAUAGUUCCUGGAAUAAGACCGACACGCAAAAUAAGACAGUAAGUGAUAAAGAAGUCUCUGAUAACGGAAACAGAAACACCAAUGGAUCGACUGCUAAGCACACCAAACAUCACAAGAACGUACAACUCACCGACUUCCUUGAGCUUCAUGCAAGCACCAUGUCACCCAAAUCAUCGAUGGAUGUCAACAAAACUUUGAAAAAGUCCAACCAGACCACAUUGGCCCAGAGGGAUACGAGGGGUCACACGAAGGAAGACAUAUUCCUGGAUGAAUCUCUUACGGAGAAUCUGAAAGGAUUUGAGGAGGACCUUGUGGAAAAAACAGAAGCAGAGCUAACCGGAAGUCGUGCAGCAGUGACGUCAAGGGGCAGCUUCGUGUUGUGUGCUGUGGUCCUGUUUGUGUGUCUCAUGGGACUGUGAAUAAACUAAGAAUAAUGUUACAAAGUGAGGAACCAAAUAAGUGUUGGAUGUGUGGUGAUGAACUGAUCCCCAUGCGUUAUCUAGCUUGGUAAUGUUGGGGCACGGAUGGCCAAUCGUCUAAGGUGCCACAUUUCGUUGUGAAGAACCAAGUCCCUAAGGCCGCCCAAAAAACUAUGAUCGUGGGUUAGUCCUGAUUAUGUUUCAAGGUUUGUCAGCACCAUGCCGUACUUGUGGGUGUCACCAAAGUGGUAAACGUUACGACCUUCACCAUUUCCCUCCCACACCAAGCUGACACGCAGUGAUGUAACUGAAAUACUGUUCGAAGCAGCGUUAAACCCAACUCACUCACUCACGCCAGCUAGGAUGACACGGCUCUACGUAUGAUAUACCUCAUAACUUCCCACCACACAUCUACGUGUAAUAAUUCCUUAAUCUUUCAUACUAUCGUUAUGUGACACUUUACAGUUGUAUGAAAUAUUGUGACCUUUUUGGGACUGAAUCUUCUGCUUGAUGGGCUGAAGUUGUGCUUGUAAAUCAAUUGUAUUUUGAGUUGUCAUGAACCGGCUCCACGUGAUGCAUCCCGAGAGUUUCUGGCAGCUACUUAUCGGAGGUCUCUGUAUAGUUUUCGCAUCUCUGUGCGGUCAAGGUCAAUGUUACAGAUGUGUGUUUACUCGUGUAACAGAUAUAUGUUGUGUGUCAUCUUACUGUGCUUGUUACCCUGUAUAUAUUACUGCUGGCGUUUACAACGUCAACAGCGUAAAGAACUAUGUAAAUAUUUGCAAUGACAUGUAUUUCCAGUCAAGUCAGGUCCUUAUUUCGUAUGAAGGCCACUGGCCAAUAUACAGGACACUUACGUAAAUAUAUGCAACAAACUUCAACACAUCCUGCGUUUGGGGCGGUCGGGUAGCCUAGUGGUUAAAGCGUUCGCUCGUCACGCCGAAGACCCGGGUUCGAUUCCCGACAUGGGUACAAUGUGUGAAGCCCAUUUCUGGUGUCCCCGCCGUGAUAUUGCUGGAAUAUUGCUUAAAGCGGCGUAAAACGAUACUCACUCACUCACUCACAUCCUGCGUUUAUAAUUAUCUGUCUCUUGGCAUAGCUUUGCGACACGAAUUUACAUAGUUUUUUUUACAAUAAUCACAAUUUCCAAAUAAUAGCAUUUGUAACUUAUUCAGGGUUGGAUAUAGACAUACAUAUUUUUUCGGCAAGUAAUAUUCUCUGAUGCCAUCAUAAUAAUUACAGAUUAAGACAAAAUUAUAUUCAUCUUCUUUACCAAGUUUACAUACAGAACAUGUGGGUUGUGAUAACUGCUAAUAUCUAUCUUCAUUUACCAUCAGUUUAAAGGGGGCACGGGUGGCCAAGUCGUCUAAGGCGCCGCGAUUCGCUGUGCAGAGUUGCGUCCCUUGGGCACGCCAGAGACCUAUGAUUGUGGGUUCGAAUCCUGGUUCGCCCCGAUUA
Messenger RNA from Haliotis rufescens (red abalone), 4036 nucleotides. RefSeq lists its product as uncharacterized. The record is from RefSeq and is a predicted model, not a curated record. NCBI's taxonomy places the organism in Eukaryota, Metazoa, Mollusca, Gastropoda, Lepetellida, Haliotidae. The coding region runs from base 353 to 2581 and encodes 742 amino acids. The transcript is spliced from 3 exons.